UCAGUGUCGAGCCUGAAAGCGGAGGACGAAGAGCAAGAGCCGACAGACAGACAAGAGUCGCAGCUAAACGGCGUUUUGAAUUAUCUUCUUUUUACGCGCAGCUGCUGACGGUCGCUUUGAGGAUUUAAGCUCAGCUCUCGGUGUGUGAUUUUGAUGAUUUUUUUCCCUCCACUGUUGGUCGAAGUUUUCGACUGUCACGUCUUAGUUACGGACACUUUUCUGUCACAUAUGUGGGAUUUAUCGUUUUCAUGUAAGACUUUACAAUUAAACACUGAGCUACACUUGGUGUUGGGCUGUUUUUAGACUGUUAUUAUAACGUAGCCCGCAGCUAUCGGUAUUGGCAGCCACUAGACCUGCUUUCGCCAUGGGGAAAUAGCGGGGCUCUCUCAAACCGACCCCCGUAUUGCGACUCUUUCAUGCGCCUUUUUAAAAGACUCGGCUCAGUUUUUUACUUCAGCUAUGAGCAUGGAUGGUUGUCCGCUGAAGGUGGCGAUUUUUCUGUGGUGCACACUAGUGAUUUCUGGCUCCAGCUUUGAGAUAGGCUCCUACGACCUGGAGCGAGGCAGACCAGCGAAGUGCGAGGCCAUCGUGAUCCCCAUGUGCCAGGGGAUCGGCUACAACCUGACCCGGAUGCCCAACUUCAUGGACCACGACGACCAGAAGGAAGCCGCUAUCAAGCUGAACGAGUUUGCUCCUCUGGUGGCUUACGGCUGUGAUGUGCACCUCCGCUUCUUCCUCUGCUCCCUCUACGCCCCCAUGUGCACGGACAAAGUGUCGACCUCCAUCCCCGCAUGCAGACCCAUGUGUGAGCAGGCCAGGGAGAGGUGUGCCCCCAUCAUGAAGAAGUUCAGCUACACCUGGCCCGACUCGCUUGACUGCUCCAAGCUGCCCACGAGGAACGACCCCAACGCUCUGUGCAUGGAGGCCCCCGAGAAUGAAACCAGGACGGAGGGCAAGAAAGGUGAGGGCAUGCUUCCUGUGCCCCCUCGGCCCAGGCAGCCAGGCACCAGUAGCGGGCGCUCCCCGGGAAGUGUGGGCACCUGCGAGAACCCAGACAAGUUCCAGUUUGUGGAGAAGAGCCAGUCCUGUGCGCCUCGGUGCUCCCCUGCUGUCGACGUGUUCUGGUCCAGGCAAGACAAAGACUUCGCCUUCAUAUGGAUGACUGUAUGGUCGAUCCUGUGCUUCAUCUCCACUGCCUUCACUGUCCUCACCUUCCUCCUGGAGCCUCACCGCUUCCAGUACCCUGAACGCCCCAUCAUCUUCCUCUCUAUGUGCUACAAUGUGUAUUCUGUGGCCUUUGUCAUCCGAUCCGUGGCUGGAGCUGAGAACAUCGCCUGUGACAGGGAGCAUGGCGAGCUCUACAUCAUCCAGGAGGGACUGGAGUCAACUGGCUGCACCAUCGUCUUCCUCAUCCUCUACUACUUCGGCAUGGCCUCUUCUAUCUGGUGGGUCAUCCUCACCCUCACCUGGUUCCUGGCUGCGGGGAAGAAAUGGGGCCAUGAGGCUAUCGAAGCCCACAGCAACUACUUCCACAUGGCGGCUUGGGGCAUCCCCGCUCUGAAGACCAUUGUCAUCCUCACGAUGAGGAAGGUGGCAGGGGAUGAGCUGACGGGGCUAUGCUAUGUGGGCAGCAUGGACUCUGGGGCGCUCACCGGCUUUGUCCUCAUCCCUCUGUCCUGCUACCUGAUCAUCGGCACCUCCUUCAUCCUCACCGGCUUUGUGGCUCUCUUCCACAUCCGCAAAGUGAUGAAGACCGAGGGCACCAACACAGAGAAGCUGGAGAAGCUCAUGGUGAAAAUCGGCAUCUACUCCAUCCUCUACACGGUGCCAGCCACCUGUGUCAUCGUCUGCUACUUCUACGAGCGGCUCAACAUGGACUACUGGAAGCUGAGGGGGCUGCAGAUGAAGUGCGGCUCGUUCAACGGCCUCAGCGGGGACUGCUCGCUGCAGGCUUCCGUGCCGACCGUGGCCGUUUUCAUGCUGAAGAUCUUCAUGUCGCUGGUAGUGGGCAUCACCAGUGGGGUGUGGGUGUGGAGCUCUAAGACCCUGCAGACCUGGCAGGGCCUGUGCAGCAGGAAGCUCGCAGACAGGACUAGGAGCAGAAAGCCAUGCAGUGGCGUCAGCUGCGGCAGCACACACUGCCACUACAAAUCCCCCGCUGUGGUUCUGCACAUGGCCAAGACUGACCUGCACUCAGACAACCCCACACAUGUCUGAGACAGAGCGUGACACACGGACAUAAACAUACACACUGCCAAAUGCAAACACACACACGACCUGAGAAAGGAGCUGCUGAAGACUUUGUGAGAAAAUGAGCAGAUGAAAUGAACUAUCAGGUACUGCUGUGCUGCUGCCAAGGGACGCGUAACUAUGAGAAACUAUCUAUAAACAGUAUUCAAUGCAUAAAGGGAAAUGCUCAGUAUUGUAACCUAUAUUUUGUCUGUUACAUAGUCGUCUGUGCAGUAGAAGUGCCCAGUGUUUCAAAGCAAAAAAAAAAGACUGUUAUGGGUGGUAUCUUUGGGAAAUUUGAGUUUUUUCUCCUGCUAUAAAGUGGCAUGGAUUUGUAAAAAUGUGUAUAAAUGUUUUAUUUAUUGUAAAUAUAUUUAAUUUAAAGGUCACCUUAUCAGAUUUGUUGUUUAGAUGCAUUUAUUGAAGGUAAAGGGAAAUUUAAGUGCCUUUUAUAAGAAUUCUGGUUCUGGCUUUUUUUUUUUUUUUUUUGAGGAAAAUAAA
Labrus bergylta (ballan wrasse) is the source of this 2730-nucleotide messenger RNA. It is a transcript of the gene fzd9b, whose product is annotated as frizzled class receptor 9b. Gene Ontology annotation, molecular function: Wnt receptor activity; Wnt-protein binding. Gene Ontology annotation, cellular component: plasma membrane. Lineage: Eukaryota; Metazoa; Chordata; Actinopteri; Labriformes; Labridae. The record is from RefSeq and is a predicted model, not a curated record. Gene Ontology annotation, biological process: non-canonical Wnt signaling pathway; canonical Wnt signaling pathway.